GCGCCAUGGAACACGUGACGGAGGGUUCGUGGGAGUCGCUGCCGGUGCCGCUGCACCCGUGGGUGCUGGGCGCGCUCCGGGACCUGGGCUUCCCGUACAUGACGCCGGUGCAGGUUUUGACAUUUAAAAUGUCUCCAGACAUUACCAAAUGUCCCUUGGGGCCCCAGAAAUGGCCUCAGUGGAGUUCAUAGAGCUUUUAGCCUCACUGUGGGUUCGUGGCCUUUUCUCACCAGCUGCUUUGCAAUCUUCCCCUAGUCUGCAACCAUCCCUCUGUUCAUGAAAAACAAAGACGUCGCCGCAGAAGCAGUCACAGGUAGUGGCAAAACCCUUGCUUUUGUCAUUCCCAUCCUGGAAAUUCUUCUGAGAAGGGAAGAGAAAUUAAAAAAAAGUCAGGUUGGAGCCAUAAUCAUCACGCCCACACGGGAGCUGGCUAUUCAGAUAGACGAGGUCCUGUCGCACUUCACGAAGCACUUCCCUCAGUUGAGCCAGAUUCUUUGGAUCGGAGGCAGGAACCCUGGAGAAGAUGUUGAGAGGUUCAAGGCACAAGGCGGAAACAUCAUCGUGGCGACUCCAGGCCGCCUGGAGGACAUGUUCCGGAGGAAGGCCGAAGGGUUGGACUUGGCCAGCUGUGUGAAGUCCCUCGAUGUCCUGGUGUUGGACGAAGCUGACCGACUUUUGGACAUGGGGUUUGAGGCAAGUAUAAAUACCAUUCUGGAGUUCUUGCCAAAGCAGAGGAGAACGGGCCUCUUCUCCGCCACUCAGACGCAGGAAGUGGAGAACCUGGUGCGAGCAGGCCUCCGGAACCCCGUCCGCAUCUCGGUGAAGGAGAAGGGCGUGGCAGCCAGCAGCACACAGAAAACCCCAUCUCGCCUGGAGAACUACUACAUGGUGUGUAAGGCAGAUGAGAAAUUUAACCAACUGGUGCAUUUUCUUCGAAAUCAUAAGCAGGAAAAACACCUGGUCUUCUUCAGCACCUGUGCCUGUGUGGAAUACUACGGGAAGGCUCUGGAGGCCUUGGUGAAGAGCGCGGCCAUACUGUGCAUUCACGGAAAGAUGAAGUACAAGCGCAACAAGAUCUUCAUGGAGUUCCGCAAAUUGCAGAGUGGAAUUUUAGUGUGCACUGAUGUGAUGGCCCGUGGAAUCGAUAUUCCUGAAGUGAACUGGGUUUUGCAGUACGACCCUCCCAGCAAUGCAAGCGCCUUUGUGCAUCGCUGCGGCCGCACUGCCCGCAUUGGCCACGGUGGCAGUGCCCUGGUGUUCCUCCUUCCCAUGGAAGAGUCCUACGUCAGUUUCCUUGCAAUUAACCAAAAGUGCCCCCUGCAGGAGAUGAGACUUCAGAAAAACACAGUGGACCUUCUUCCAAAGCUGAAGGCCAUGGCCCUGGCUGACAGAGCCGUGUUUGAAAAGGGGAUGAAAGCUUUUGUGUCGUAUGUCCAGGCUUACGCGAAGCACGAGUGUAGCCUCAUCUUCAGGCUCAAAGACCUUGACUUUGCCAGUCUUGCUCGAGGUUUUGCCCUGCUGAAGAUGCCCAAGAUGCCAGAGCUGAGAGGGAAGCAGUUUCCCGAUUUUGUGCCUGUGGAUGUUAACACAGACACGAUUCCAUUUAAAGAUAAAGUCAGAGAAAAGCAGAGGCAGAAGCUACUGGAGCAAAAAAGAAAAGAAAAAACAGAAAGCGAAGGGAGAAGAAAGUUCAUAAAAAACAAAGCUUGGUCGAAGCAGAAGGCCAAAAAGGAAAAGAAGAAAAAACUGAAUGAAAAGAGGAAAAGGGCAGAGGGUUCAGAUAUUGAAGAUGAGGACAUGGAGGAGCUUCUUAAUGAUACAAGACUCUUGAAAAAGUUUAAAAGGGGCAAGAUCACGGAAGAAGAAUUUGAGAAGCAUUUGUUGACAAGUGGCAAAAGGACAGUCAAAACAGAUUUUGGGAUCUCAGAUUUCGAAGAUGACUGCUGAUCCUGGAUCCUCCGAUGGAAUGCGUGAGAGAACAGGGACGUACAGGGAGCGCGGUGACCAGAUGUGGCACACAGCCCAUGUACAGGGAGCGCGAUGACCAGACUCGGCACACAGCUCACAACUGCUCUCACUGCAGACCAGAACCUCAGUAGAUGUCUAUGGAGAGUGAUUACAUUUCUGAAACCUGUUGGUCGGUCCAGGGAGAAACGAGAGGGAUUUCAUACUCGGGAAUAUUUUACUAAAAAACUUACCAGUCUUGAUUAAAGUCUAACAGAAGAAAGUGUAAGACUACUUGAAUGUAAAUAAUGGAUGUCAAUAUUUAUUUUGAUGAGUCACCUAUAAUUAAAUACCUUGUUUUUUUUUUUGGCUACCUUAGAAAUAUUUUUAAAAUAUAAAAAUACUAAAAUAUACUUGAUUUUAGCCUUUUUU
Loxodonta africana (African savanna elephant) is the source of this 2376-nucleotide messenger RNA. RefSeq names its product DEAD-box helicase 55 (gene DDX55). Gene Ontology annotation, cellular component: nucleolus. The record is from RefSeq and is a predicted model, not a curated record. The coding region runs from base 277 to 1947 and encodes 556 amino acids. The transcript is spliced from 14 exons. Lineage: Eukaryota; Metazoa; Chordata; Mammalia; Proboscidea; Elephantidae. Gene Ontology annotation, molecular function: RNA helicase activity; ATP binding; nucleic acid binding.